AUGUGGCACGAAGCGAGAAGAUCGGAGAAGAAAGUGCACGACAUGAUGGACGCCGCUCGGAAAAGAGCUCAGCGACGAGCUAUCUACUUGGCUAAACGCCGUGGAGAUCCAAUUCAAUCGAUCCAAGCCGUUGGAUCCCGCUACCGAAUCUUCCGAGACGAUGGUCUUUACCAAGCCACCGAGGAUCAACAGGGCCUGAUUCCUUGGAAUGGGAAGCAAGAUGUUAUGAUUGAUAGAUUCGACGGUCGUGCGCUUCUGGAUUUUGUGCGUGAGGCUGGUUCGAGAAGCAUACGGCCACAUAAGAAGACGGAGGAGGAGGAGGAAGUGGAAGAGUUUGUUAAUUUUGAGCGUUAUCGGGAUUUAAUUAAGCAUCGCCGGAGAGGAUUUUCUGAUGAGGAGGGUUUGCUUCAUGUCAAUCAAGAGCUCGAGGCCAAACUUGCUGCACCUUUCUUAGAGAUAAGAUCACAAGCAGCUCAACCGCCUGCAAACAAAGGCACAUAUUCAAAAGUUGGGUUUUCGUAUGGUGGAAACGGAAAAGAGGAGUCGGUGGAUGUGGAUGGUGAUGAUGAUGAGGACGAGGAUGAUGAAGAUGAGGAGGAGGAAGAGUUUGACAGUAAUGACAGUGAUGAUGAAGGAAUGGAAACAAUUGCGAAACAGUUUGGGGUGAAGAGAUAUGGGUGGCUUGUUUAUAUGGACAAGAAGGCGAAAGAGGAAGAGAAGAGGCAAAAGGAACUUAUCAAAGGCGAUCCUUCCAUUAAGAAGCUAAGUCGUAAGGAAAGAAGAAAGGUUUCUAGAGUAGAGAGGGAUAGGGAAAGAGAGACUUCAAGAAGUGGUGGAAGGCAAAUGAUUCAUCAUGAUCCCUACAGGGAGUCUCGAAGGAGUCCUACUUAUGAGGCUUAUCCGCGUUCGAGAAGAUCAAGAUCCAGAUCCCGGUCAUAUUCUCCGUCAUACUCGAGGCGGAGUGGUCGUGGAGACCCGUCUGACGAAGUUAGCAUGCCCAAAAUCGAGUAUAUUACAGAAUUUGGAGGCUCAGGAGAUGUGGGAAGUCCAAAACUUGGAGGAUAUUCCCCACCACGUUCACCACCAUCUCACACUGAUUUAUUAACCCGACCAUCGUCGGGCCAUAUUCUUGAGGCGCUGCAUGUUGAUCCUGCAACUGGUAUAUCCCUUGAGAAAGACAAGAUUGCUAAACCAGCUAAACUGGCAGUGAGUACUUCCACAGCACUGGCGAAGCUUUCAAAAGCAGGGACCUCCUCGGGAGGAUCUUCAAAGCAGACACCAGCGGAGAAGAAAGAAACUCCGCAAGAACGGCUGAAGAGAAUUAUGAACAGCCAGCUAACGAAACAGAUUAAGAAGGAUUCUGCAACAGAGACAGCUAAGAAACGAGAACAGGAGCAGCAAAGGCUGAAGAAACUAGCGGAAACAAGCCGGUUAAGUCGGAAUAGACACCGCAGCCGUAGUAGGAGUUAUAGUCGAUCACCACCACCGAGAAGAUACAGAAGAAGCAGAAGUAGAAGCAGAAGCCGGAGCAGAAGCAGGAGAUCACGCAGGCACAGUUCAAGGUCACGGUCUAGGUCCCUAUCACGCUCUCCUAAACGCUCUCGCAGACGCUCUUCCUCGUAUUCAAGGUCUCCCAGGCGAAGAAGCAGGUCAAGGCACUGA
Molecule: messenger RNA, 1662 nt
Organism: Microthlaspi erraticum
Lineage: Eukaryota; Viridiplantae; Streptophyta; Magnoliopsida; Brassicales; Brassicaceae
Source: the annotation of a GenBank genome assembly